ACAGAUUAUCACGAAUAUCUUUAAACGUGCAGAUAAUCUAAAAAAUAAUAUUUACAAAUUAGUAAUUACCACAGAGUAUAGAGUACAGGCACAGACACGGAUAAAAAAUAUGUAUCUGUCAUCUGUGCAAUUACCAAAUAACAGAUGAAAUAAUGGAUCAGCAUAGAUUUGUUCAUCAAUUCUAUCUAUCUGACUUAACAGUUUGGAAACUUGUUUAUAAUAUUUGGCUAUAUGCUAAUAAAAGACGUUCAAAUUGCAACUAUCGAAUAUCAAACAGUUAAUAAUUACCUAAUAAAUAUUGUUUAUUUAUAACAAUAAUAUUAUACUGUUAUAAUUUUACUGUACAUUAAUUAUUGGCGGAGGAUCGAUCAUAUUAAUAUCAUAAUGUAUGUGGAAAUGAUUUCAGAUCUACUUGAUUUGUUCAAUAAACUAUUAAACUUCAUGACUGAAGUUGGAGUUUUAGAUUCUUUUACAUUUGUGCAUUCUGCUAUAAAUCUCAACUCACAGCAUGAACAGUUCCUUAAAAGAAUCCAAUCAUCAAUUGAUGAAUUGAAGAAAUGGUUACAAAAUGUAUGUACCGAAUGGAAAGCAGAAGAUUUAGCAUCUCUUGGCAAUGUAAUAGAGCCACCAAUGACACCUAAUAAUAUAGAUCUCAACAUGAAUGGCACUGAUUAUAUCACUCCACUUAUUAAAGAAAAAAUAGAUUCUGUACUAGGUUUUAGAAACCCAGUUAGUCCAAUCUUAUGGAGUGUUGGAUUAAGACCCAUACAAGAUAGUAAUUCUAAAGACGGAUUUGAAAUAGAUGAUGAUCAAAGGCUGCAAACAGAUUUUGUUGCUCCAUCUUUUGGAGAUUACGGAAGCCCCUCAUCAGAACCUUGGAAUGUUUUUCAAGAAUCUAAUUAUGAUCUGGAUCACACAAACAUGGAUGAAAAAGGUCCUCAAACACCAAAUAUAAAAUUAUAUAGAAAGGAAGAGGAACCAGAUAUUGAUAUUAUACAAGAUAUGAGUUCAAAUUCAUCAUGUUUUCCCAAUGAGAUUGAGCAAAUUGAAAAUGUAUUUCCAUGCCAAAAAUGUAAACACCAACUUGGGUCCUUUGAAGAGUUAGAAGAACAUUUAAAAACACAUCAAUUCAAAUCGAAAUUCACAAACAUGCAUUUAACCUGUGCAUACUGUAAUAAAACAUUCUAUCAAAAAAGUAAUUUACGUCUACAUAUGUUGAUCCAUGAAAACAUCAAACCUUAUUCAUGUUCGUACUGUGAUCGACAAUUUACCCAGAAAGCGACAAGAGAUAUACACUUAACUAAACAUACUGGGGACUAUUUAUAUUUGUGUUAUGUUUGCAAUAAGAAAUAUGCUACUAAAGGAAAAUUAGACUUCCAUAUGAAAACUCAUCAAGAAGCACAAUAUGAAUGUACACUGUGCAGUAAAAGAUUUUCUACUCAGCAAUAUUUAAAUUAUCAUAUGAAAGUACAUCCUGAUCAGAAUACAAGUGGAUUCAGUUGUGAUGUAUGUCAAACAGAGUUUAAGAAACAAAGAUCUUUACUUGCACAUAGAAAACAAGAGCAUCCAUUUUGUAUGUUUAAAUGUCCAACUUUUGAAUGUGAUAAGGAAUUUUCUACUAUCCAAUUGUUAAAUAGGCAUAUUAAACGAUUACAUGAAGCUAAAGAAAGAAGUGUGAUUUGUUCAGAAUGUGGAAAAUCAUUUGAUUUUCCUAAUUACUUGCAAAAACACAUUGUUCGAGUUCAUGGGCCUAAACGUUUACCAAAAUUUAAAUGCCGACAGUGUCCAUUGCGUUUUGAUAAUGAUGUAAUGUUACAUGCACACAUGCAAUCACAUCCAAAGAAUAAUAAAAAAAAAGAAAUCAAACGUGUGAGUUGUCCUCGAGAUUCUUGUAAUUUAUCAUUUUACAACCGCGUUAGUCUCCGAUAUCACAUUGCAGAAAAACAUGAUAAUAUUUAUCGGUAUGAAUGUGAAAUAUGUCAAAAAAAAUUUGUUCGUAAGAAUCAUUAUGAAUUACAUAAGGCUAUUCACUUGAAACCAAAUUUUACUUGCAAUAUGUGUUUUAAACGAUUUCGUAAGAAAAAUCGCUUAGCUGCUCAUUGGAAAAGGACCCAUCAACAAGAGACAUUUGAUUUUGGAAUGCUUUUUAGUGUAGAUACAGUUCACAGAUUAAAUCUAUAAUAUUAUGAUUUGUUAAAUAAAUUAUUGGUCAGCUAUAGUUAAAAGUUGACUAAUUUUAUAAUAAAAUGCAGUGUAAACUGAUCAGAAAAUUUCUGAGGGAAAAAAUGUAGAAUCUUUCCCAUUUAAAGUUUCUAGUAUUUAUCCGUACUCGAACCUAGUAAUAAGAACAUGUUAUGGUGCUUUUAUAGUUAGCUAUUAAUAUGUAUAAAUCUUAUCUGAUUGUUUGUUAUUUAAUGUUUUCAUAAAUAUCACAUUAAAAAAAAUUAUAAAUGUACAAAAAUGUAUUUGAUUUAUUAUGAUUUAUGACUUAAGUAUUAAAUGUAGGAUAAUUAUGUAAUUAUGUUGUGUUGCUACAUAGGGAGGUACGUACCUAUAAAUAUGAUCAUUUUUAUAACCUAGCGUUGCCUAAGUGAUAAGGACGCAAAAACUAUUUACGUAAGUAUUUAAGUAUGUAAAUAGAGUACUUAGAUGGGUAAAUACUUGUAUCAGUUAUUAUUUUAUAAUUAGUAUAUGUUAGCGCAUUAUAAAAUAUAUAAAGUGGUUGACACAGUUA
This is a messenger RNA of Myzus persicae (green peach aphid), 2734 nucleotides long. RefSeq names its product gastrula zinc finger protein XlCGF57.1-like. Gene Ontology annotation, cellular component: chromosome. The transcript has 11 exons. Gene Ontology annotation, molecular function: chromatin insulator sequence binding. Lineage: Eukaryota; Metazoa; Arthropoda; Insecta; Hemiptera; Aphididae. The record is from RefSeq and is a predicted model, not a curated record. Gene Ontology annotation, biological process: regulation of transcription by RNA polymerase II. Bases 385 to 2181 code for a protein of 598 amino acids.